CAGUAAACAAACAUGCAGGCAAAACAUUCAUACACAUAAAACAAAGAAAUAUUUUUAAAAGUUUCUUUUAUUUCUGAAAAAUUACAGCCAGUAUUUUCCUCCUUAUAUUAAGGCAUAUAAAUCUUUUUGUUGUUCUCAUUUUUGUUUUGAGACAGGUUAUCACUAUAUGGCCCUGGCUGUCCUAGGUAGAUUGAUAGUCUUUAACUUUGAGAUUCUCCUGCCUCUGCCUUCCUAAGUACUUAGAUUAAAGGUGUGUGCUACCACAACUGGCCCAUAUCAUGGAGUAUAUAUAAUGUAUAAAAUUAGGGAUCUGAUAUAAGAAAAAUCCAUUCAAAGAUUUUUUUAAUAAGUUACAGGGUCUGUUGGUACACUGUCGUCAUGUCCAGCGUCUUCCUCUAUUGCUCUCCACCUUAUUUUUUCAGACGGAGUCUCUCACUGCACUUGGAGUACUGAUUUGGCUAGGCUGGCUGGCCAGUGAACUCCAAGGGUCUAUUUGAUUCUGUUUCCCAGCACACAUGCCUCGGCACUCAGCUUUUACUCAGCUACUGAGCACUAGAACGUGGGUCUUCAUACUUGUGCUAAAGAAAACUCAGGUUCCUGAAUCUCAAAAACCCAGACCAAAAAAAGCUCCAGAGUUUCCUAUUGUGGAGAAACAGAACUGGCUGAUCCAUCUCCACUAUAUCCGGAAGGAUUAUGACGCAUGCAAGGCUUUGAUUAAAGAACAGCUUCAGGAGACUCAGGGAUUGUGUGAAUAUGCGAUCUAUGUCCAAGCACUGAUUUUCCGCCUGGAAGGAAAUAUCCAAGAAUCCCUAGAACUCUUUCAGACGUGUGCUGUUCUCAGCCCUCAGUGUGCUGAUAAUCUCAAACAGGUGGCCAGAUCUUUAUUUCUCCUGGGAAAACAUAAAGCCGCCAUUGAAGUAUAUAAUGAAGCAGCUAAACUUAAUCAGAAAGAUUGGGAGAUCUGCCAUAACCUGGGAGUGUGCUAUACUUACCUAAAGGAGUUCAACAAGGCACAAGACCAGUUGCACAGUGCCCUCCAGCUUAACAAGCAUGAUCUGACUUACAUAAUGCUGGGGAAGAUCCACUUACUGGAGGGAGACUUGGACAAAGCCAUUGAGAUCUACAAGAAAGCAGUGGAGUUCUCGCCAGAAAAUACAGACCUUCUUACAACUUUAGGAUUACUCUACUUACAGCUCGGUGUUUACCAGAAGGCAUUUGAACAUCUUGGGAAUGCACUGACUUAUGACCCUGCCAACUACAAGGCCAUCUUGGCAGCAGGCAGCAUGAUGCAGACUCAUGGGGACUUUGAUGUUGCCCUCACCAAAUACAGAGUUGUAGCUUGUGCUAUUCCAGAAAGUCCUCCACUUUGGAAUAAUAUUGGAAUGUGUUUCUUUGGCAAGAAGAAGUAUGUGGCAGCUAUCAGCUGCCUAAAACGAGCCAAUUACUUGGCACCCUUCGAUUGGAAGAUUCUGUACAAUCUGGGCCUUGUCCAUUUGACUAUGCAGCAGUAUGCAUCAGCAUUCCAUUUUCUCAGUGCAGCUAUCAACUUCCAGCCAAAGAUGGGGGAACUCUACAUGCUCUUGGCUGUGGCUCUGACCAAUCUGGAAGAUACAGAAAAUGCCAAGAGAGCUUAUGCAGAAGCUGUCCGCCUGGAUAAGUGUAACCCUUUAGUAAACCUCAACUAUGCUGUGCUGCUGUAUAACCAGGGUGAGAAAAAGGGUGCCCUGGCCCAGUACCAGGAGAUGGAGAAGAAGGUCAACUUUCUUAAGGACAACAGUCCUCUGGAAUUUGACUCUGAGGCACAAGAUGGUAGAGAUGGCUCAGAAGUUGGGAGCUGCCCUCCAGGUUGGAGAGGCACUGGUCUGGACCAAGCCAGUCAAAGAUCUCAAGUCAAAGCACCGGACCAAUUCAGCCAACAAAUCUGCUUUCCAGCAACCUCUGGGCUCCAAUCAAGCGCUAGGACAGGCGAUGUCUUCAGCAGCGGCAUACAGGAAGCUCCCUUCAGGUGUUGUAGGAGGAGCCCAGCUCACAAAACCACCAUCACUUCCAUUGGAGCCAGAGCCCACUGUGGAGGCAAGUCCAACAGAAACAUCUGAACAAAAGAAAGAAAAAUAGCAAAAGGCACGAGAAAAACAGGAUGACCCUGGAGUAGGGGGUCUCUUUGGUGAGACCAUAUAGAAGGUGGUCAGUCAUAGGACCAGGCAGGUGGAGGCCAGCUCUGUUCCCUGGGUGAGCACUGCAGAAUUCAAACAGAACCCAGGGUGCAGUGUGAUGAUCAGGAGGAGCAUAUAAGGCCCACGCAACUCUUGGCUGGCCCCAUCAUCUAGGAACAAGGGAGAAAACAUGCUAGAUAGGCUUGAGGCCCUGCGUGUAUAGCUCCAAGAGUCAGCAAGGCAAAUGAUCAAAGAUCAUCACUCGAUGAAGGACUUUUAUGUUAAUAAAGGGAAAGGGACCUCUUCAGUAGUGGUGGUGUAGCCCCAUUUUCACUGGAUUGUGGAAACAUAUCAGUCCCCACUGUAAACACAAACCUUGGAUUAAGAACCUAGUUAAAUAGGGCUCUCCCCUCCCCCUCCUUAGAUUAAGUUGAGACCCAAUCUGGAAUGUAUCCUAGCUAUAUUGGCUCAGAGAAUCUAAAACAAGUCCCUGUUUUCAUUCUUUAAAGAAUGAAAGAGGUUAGACUCUGGAGCCAGAUCAUGACAGUAUAAUAAGUAGGAGUCAAGGCUGGUCUGGAAUCGGCACCAAGGAUUUAAAGAAAAGGGUGUGGGUAGGAUGACUGAAGAAUAGUUCAGUUGUUAGAGCUUCUGCUCAGUUUGCCAAGGCCCUGGGUUUGAUCCCUAGUACAGCUGAAAAAAGAACAGAGCUCUUAGCCAAAGAAUUUUAACCAAGACAAUCAACGAUAAAUGCUGACAGAUGCUCUCCUGGCCCAUUAGUGGCCUUUGUAAAGAUUAUGGACCACAAAGAGGUCUCAUUAAAAGCUUUUUAAAA
Messenger RNA from Microtus oregoni (creeping vole), 2985 nucleotides. RefSeq names its product Bardet-Biedl syndrome 4 (gene Bbs4). Gene Ontology annotation, biological process: cilium assembly; protein localization to cilium. The coding region runs from base 516 to 2096 and encodes 526 amino acids. The record is from RefSeq and is a predicted model, not a curated record. Gene Ontology annotation, molecular function: protein binding. Gene Ontology annotation, cellular component: ciliary basal body. Lineage: Eukaryota; Metazoa; Chordata; Mammalia; Rodentia; Cricetidae. The transcript has 16 exons.